UACUUUGAAAGGGAGUCCCAGCCACAAACCGCAGCCAUUCUCCAGGCAGCAAUGACAACCCGGCCAGUUCAUUAAACAUCCUGCAUUGGGAGCAGGCAGUCAGCUAGUGGAAGAGAGAAAGACUUUUAAGAUGGCAUGAGUUGAAUUCAGGGAGCUUUCCUCAGGGAAAAUUGGGCAAAUAAAUGAGAUUACACACCUGGGUUUCAUUUACUGCCUUUUCAUCUGCAAGAAACGUUAGGCUGGGUUUGUAAGAGGCACUUUAAAGACUCAGCGAUGCUCUGAGAAACUCUCAGAAGUUGGGAAUGAAGAAGAGCAGCUUUCAGCUCAUGGAAAGCCAGACUAUCCUCUCCCAGCUCAGGUUCUGCAAUAAAAUAUUGGGUGAAAUGCCGUCCCUGGGCAUGACAGUCUUCUGCUUUCUGCUUCUAAUUGUCACCACAUCUACCCAUGCUUUGAUGGAAGUUAAUUUUGACCCAUUCGUCUAUCUCUCACCUGACGGUGAAAAUGGAACAGAAGAGAACGUCCCAACAGAGCUGCACAGGCAGAAGCGACAGGUCGCUACAUUUGGCCUUUCCCCUAUGGAAUACAAGAUUGACAUUGAGAUCAGUUAUACAGAUCCAUCUCUCUUGGAAGCCAUCAAAGAUUAUUUCAAGAAUCUUAGUUUUCCAGUCAUAGUAAACACCUUAGAUGCAGCAAUGAACAUUUCAAGCCUCAAUGUUACUACAGUAUGCAGUCUCACCAGUAAUAAUGAGACCCAUUGUUCUUGUGAAAGUGGGUACAGAUGGCCAGCUGCAGCAUGCAGUGCCAAUUCAAUCUGUCCUAGUACCAUCCCAACACAAGAGGAGAUCUGUGACUGUAUCACACAGGUGCCUUCUCAAGGACUCUAUUGUCAGCUUCAGUCUGAAGAUCAAACCAACUUCUCUGUGUCCCCUGAGGACAUUUUCCAGGGGGAUACAGUAAAAAUGAAGUGUGUGAUACAGUUGGAUACAGGGAAUGUGACCUGGUAUCAUUCUGGACAUGUAAUCUUGAAUAGAGGCCGGCAUUCAAUAUCUACAAUAAUUAUAGAAAAAACUACAACGUCAAUUCUGAAAAUUACCAGUGUUACACAGGAUGAUACCGGUCCUUAUACUUGCGUUUUCAUAGACAGCAGUGUGAGCUCCACAUUGGAAUUUAAAGCAACACGCAAUGUAACAGUAGCUCCAAUAAACAUCAUGCAAUCAGGAGACACUGAGGUUAUAUGUGAUGGUACCAAAGUAUCGCUGAGCUGCUGCAUUGAUGGAAAUAUACAAUACUUUAAUACUACCUGGAGACCAAAUACAGGAACCGCCAGUUUAACUCCAAACUGUGCUGAGUACACUCUCCAAGCCAGUCAUUCUCAGUGCCCAAACCCAUCUGAUAGUGAGAUAACGUACACGUGUGAGCUGAGCACGGGGAAUGGCGCCAUCAGAAGUAAAACCAUCAACGUGACAUAUUUACAAAUAGCAAAGCCAGAAAUAUUUCCAAGUACAAAAGCACAAGUUUCUGAGGGACACAAUUUUACUCUAAUAUGCACCAGCGAUGUGAGCAAUUGCGAUAAUGUCACCUGGAAAAUCCAGUCUCAAAUGAUAGAUUCUCGGCUAUACAGCUGCAAGGUGGAAUCCCCAAGCAAAGCCAGGUCCAUACUCACAGUGAACUCUGCCACUCAGGCCUGGAAUGGCACCUAUACUUGCACAUCAUUUCAGAAGUCUUUGUCAAGUUCUUCUAGUACAACAGUUGAGAUUGUUCCUCUGCCUCUGAAACAGAAUAUUGUACUGGAUCCCAUUCAAGGAUUUAUACAAUGCAAUGUACCUCAGGUGCUAAAGUGCUGCAUAAAUGGAGCAGAAAACUAUGACGUUACAUUCACAGUUCAACAAACGGAAUGUAAGAGUGUGAAAAACACACAAGGAAACCUAGUGUGCUACACGUGCAAUUACACAGAAAGGUGCAGCUCAAAGUCAAAUGUCGUAGCAUAUUGUACCUUUGUUAACCGCAUUCAGGAUAAGGUCAUAAGUUCACUUAUGAAUCUAAGUAUUAUACUAGGAAAUAAAGUUACGUGCUCAGGCAGCAUUGGUGUGGGGCAGCAAGGAGCACAGAUAACAAAACCAUGCCCAGCCUCUCAAGGUGUGAAUGGCAUGAGCACCACCAUUAGAGGGACUGUAAUCUAUGUGUGUAACAACACCAACUGGGAGGUUGCUAGAAACAGCUGCAUAUCUGACCAAAUAAACAUGCUGCUCGAUAGUGCUGAGUCUUUGGUGUAUGAUCCACAGGCAGAAGAACAGCUACCCACAUAUCUUGAGAUUCUUCAUAAUACUACACUAAAGGAACAACGAGAAAUAAACACUUCACCUGCAAACCUGGUGGCACUAAUUACCAUUCUGGAUUUGGUUUCAAAUAUCCCAACAGAUGCAAAGCCACGCACAAUGGAAAAUUUCUUCUCUACAGUGAACACUAUUGUCAACAAUUCCACAAUACUUGCCUGGAAAGAUCUGAACAAUCAGCAAACAGGGAACAGUUCUCGUUUACUGGAUUCAGUGGAGAAAUUUUCCCGGUCCCUCCGGCCAACUAAUAAUCCCAUUCCUUCGAUCACCACCACCAACGUUCAGCUGCAAGGUAUAGUUAUCACAGAAAAUAGCACGUGGGACUAUAAUAAGAGCUUUACUUUCUCCAAUUCAGGAAACCUCAGCGGCAAUGUGCUAAUUAAUAGAAAUAACAUUAAGAACUUGACAGAAAAGUUGACCAUCAUCACCGUGGCUUUCUCAACCCUCAGAUAUAUUCUGCCCAACCCCAAUGAGACAGUUAAGGAUGUGAAUGGCUUGGUGAUGAUGACAACAACAAACAGCAUGGGCCCUCAGGUCUUAGAGAUCUCUCUGACAUUUGCCAAAAGCAAUUCUUCCCUGAAAGAGCCCCAGUGUGUCUUCUGGAACUUCUCUCACUCUGCUGCUGUAGGAGGAUGGGAUGACACUGGUUGUCACCCAAAGGAUGAAGGAGACAAUGUCAUUUGCACCUGCAAUCACUUGACUUCGUUCUCAAUUCUGAUGUCAUUCGACCGGGGGUCCUCCCCUUCUGGAGCCGAACUGCAGUCACUAGAUUACAUUACCUACAUUGGCCUGAGCAUUUCCAUAGUGAGCUUGAUGAUCUGCAUAUUAACUGAAUCCCUGGUAUGGAAAUAUGUGACCAAAAACAGAACCUCCUACAUGCGUCACAUCUGUAUAUUGAACAUAGCUGUGUCUCUUCUGCUUGCAGACAGCUGGUUCAUUGUCACUGCCUUCAUACAAGACAAAAAGGAGCUAGUGAAUGGGAAUGUCUGCAUAGCUGCCACCUUUUUCAUCCACUUGUUCUACCUCAGUCUCUUUUUCUGGAUGCUUGCCCUGGGCCUCAUGAUCUUCUAUCGCCUUGUCUUCAUUUUACAUGACACUAGCAAGACCAUCCAGAAAGCUGUAGCAUUCUCUUUGGGAUAUGGGUGCCCUCUUAUUAUAUCAGUCAUCACCAUAGCUGUCACUCAGCCUCAUAACACUUACAUGAGGGAAAAUGCCUGCUGGCUCAACUGGGAGAAAAGCAAAGCUCUCCUUGCCUUCAUUAUACCCGCGCUGAUCAUUGUGGCUGUGAAUUCAAUCAUUGCUGUUGUAAUCCUAGUCAAAAUACUAAGGCCUGCCAUUGGGGAGAAGCCAAGCAAGCAGGAGAGGAGCUCCUUGAUUCAAGCCAUCAAAAAUGUUGCCACUCUGACGCCGCUAUUUGGCCUUACCUGGGGAUUUGGAGUCGCAACCCUUAGCAAUGGCAGCCCAAUAGUAUUCCAUAUACUAUUUACUCUCCUCAAUGCUUUCCAAGGAUUAUUCAUUCUGGUGUUUGGAACUCUCAGGGACAAGAAGGUAGUAGAAGCCUUGCUGAACAAAUAUUCACUUGGAAGAUGGAGUACGCAGCAAACAAAGUCAACGUCCUUGGGUGAUUCUGCCCCUGCGUUCUCGAUGAGCUGUCCAUUCUCAGGAGCACUAAACAACUUAUCUGGCAAAGCAGGAAAAUACACAAUUUCUUCCACAGAAGCAACAACUUCGUUUAGUGAGCGCACCUCCAACACAUAUUCUGUGUUUCAUUGAUGUGUUGCAAAUGUUGAACCAAGAAUAUGUGAAGGGUCCUGGGUCUUUUUGUGAGCCAUACGUCAAAAGAAUGAAAAAAUACUCUAUGAAUCAUAGAGAAGUGGACAUCACCCAGACUGCGCUGUGCCUUGGCGUGUUCUUUAACAAGCAUCCCUUCUACUUAACCCGUAUGGAAGUUUCAUGAUGUGGAACGUUAAAGAGACCACUAAUGCUAAAAAAAUGUUAAAAAUAUUCCUCAUGGGCUCCCCUUGAUCUCAGUGACAGUUGAAGGCUGUCAGCAUCAACGUGGAGGUGCUCAGCACUGCACAGAAUUGAGCCAUGACACUACAUGAUAAUAGACUUCACAUGGUCUUAAUAAUUUCACUUUUCCAAUUUUCUGAAUGAUGCCAAAUGCAUAAAUAUAUACACAAGUGCAUCCCAGCCCAUCCUCUCCCUCCUACUCACUCCUGUAGGGGACAGGUGGUUUAGUAGUCUAAAUUUCUUGCUUGAGUUAUCUAGACUUCCUGGAAUGACAGGUUCAAACCCCAGAUGGGUUAGCUCAGAGUGCUGACCUUCUGAGACCUGGAGUAUCCUGAUGAUUACUACAGGUAGGUCUGUCAGAGAUGUGACUUAAAAACCUAAGUGUUUCUUAGGCCUGGUCUACACUACGCGUUUAUACCGAUUUUAGCAGCGUUAAACCAAUUUAACGCUGCACCCAUCCACACAACGAGGCCCUUUAUAUCGAUAUAAAGGGCUCUUUAAACCGGUUUCUGUACUCCUCCCCAACGAGAGGACUAGCGCUGACAUCGGUACUACCAUAUCGGAUUAGGUUUAGUGUGGCCGCAAAUAGACGGUAUUGGUCUCCGGGCAGUAUCCCACAGUGCACCACUGUGACCACUCUGGAAAGCAAUCUGAACUCGGAUGCACUGGCCAGGUAGACAGGAAAAGCCCCAUGAACUUUUGAUUUUCAUUUCCUGUUCGCCCAGCAUGGAGCUCUGAUCAGCACGGGUGGCGAUGCAGUCCCAAAUCCAAAAAGAACUCCAGCAUGAGCCGUACGGGAGAUACUGGAUCUGAUCACUGUAUGGGGAGACAAAUCUGUUCUAUCAGAGCUCCGUAACAGAAGACGAAAUGCCAAAGCAUUUAAAAAAAAUCUCCAGGCUAUGAUACAGAGUCCACAGAACAGUGCUGUGUGACAAGCAUAACGGAAAGCCAAAGAAUCAAAUGGACGCUCAUGCAGGAAGGGAGGGGGAACUGACGACUCCAGCUAUCCCACAGUCCCCGCAGUCUCCGAAAAGCAUUUGCAUUCUUGGCUGAGCUCCCAAUGCCUGUAGGGUCAAACACAUUGUCCGGCGUGGUUCAGGGUAUAUCUCGUCAAUUUACUCCCCCUCCCUGCCCAUGAAAGAAAAAGGAAAAAAAUCGUUUCUUGACUUUUUUCAAUGUCACUGUAUGUCUACUGCAUGCUGCUGGUAGACACAGUGCUGGGGCACUGAACAGUAGCAUCCUCUCCCCUCUCUUCCCCGGUGGUAGACAGUACAGUGCAGUAGGACUGGUAGCCUUCCUCAUCAUCAGCCCGUGAGUGCUCCUGGCUGGCCUCAGGUGAGGUCGGCCGGGGACGCCUGGGUAAAAAUAGGAAUGACUCCCAGUUAUUCUUGGCAGAUGGUACAGAACGGCUGGUAACUGUCCUCAUCAUAGCAACUGGGGGCUGAACUCCAUCAGCCCCCCCCCUUUCAUGUCUAAAGAAAAGAUUCUGUACUGCCUGGACUAUCAUAGCAGCGGGAUGCUGGGCUCCUCUCCCCCAUACCGUUUAAUGUCCUGCCUGGACUAUCAUAGCAGCUGGAGGCUGCCUCCCCCUCAUUUUAUCUCACUAAAAAGUCAGUGUUUCUUAUUCUUCCAUUCUUUAUUACUUCAUCACACAAAAGGGGGGACCCUGCAACGGUAGCCCAGAAGG
This is a messenger RNA of Gopherus flavomarginatus (Mexican gopher tortoise), 6033 nucleotides long. RefSeq names its product adhesion G protein-coupled receptor F5 (gene ADGRF5). Gene Ontology annotation, molecular function: G protein-coupled receptor activity. NCBI's taxonomy places the organism in Eukaryota, Metazoa, Chordata, Testudines, Testudinidae. Gene Ontology annotation, cellular component: membrane. Gene Ontology annotation, biological process: G protein-coupled receptor signaling pathway; cell surface receptor signaling pathway. Bases 303 to 4106 code for a protein of 1267 amino acids. The transcript has 18 exons. The record is from RefSeq and is a predicted model, not a curated record.